AUGGCGAACUCUUCCUCAGAUGAAGAGCCAACUGGACGAAACCAAACUAGCGCUCCACGAAUCAAGUUAAAACUUCGUAUAAAUCCUUCUGGCAACGGCGAUGCGGGUGUAGCGACUGCCAGUGGUAGCACCGGUACCGCUCCUGCAAAUCCAGAAUCAAUAGACGACCGUAAACGGAAAAAGCACAAAAAGAAGAAAUCACAUAAGAAACGAAAAAGACAAAGAAACCAAGAUUCAGAUGUCGACGACGAAGUAUCAGAACAUCAUUAUACAGCACCGCCACAGCACCAACAAAAGAAACAGAAGCAUCACACGCAUCGCCAUCGGCGUGAAAGUGAACAGGUUGAUAUUGAUGGUGAGGAAGAUUACGAUAACCGCUUGAACGACGAGUAUAACCACUUUCAACAACACGACGACGAUAACGAACAAGGGUCAUCGUCCUCGCACGUACAUGUGGGAGGCAAACGGCCGUUUGCCUUGAUUCAUACUGAAGACGACGAAGAAGAAGAGGACAAUAGCAACACGAACGAGAAUAUGGAUAACAAUGCUGGUAAUGGCGCAGAGGGUCUAAACGACGACCAGCACAAUUAUCCGCAAGUUAAAGAAAAGAAGCAAAAGCAUUCAAAGUCUAGCAGACAAGAAGAGUCAUCAUCGUCGUUUGAUGAUUACACGUACAGCAACGACAAUAUUAGCAACAAUAGCAAGAAUACCAUCCACGACCGUACUGUACAUCCAACUGAAACUGCUGCACAUGCCCAUCGUCCUCAUCCUCCUACUCAAACUGCUUUUGCAAGCACAGCAGCAACAACAGCAUCUACGACUACUACCAAAGCUCGUCAGCGUACAGCAUCUGUCAGUACGACGGCUACUAAUUUGGAACACAAACCAAAGAAACGUGGACGACCAGCCAAAGUAAAGGUCCCCCCCAAACCAGAGCCUCGCCCAGCACCAGAACAACCCAAGAGGGAUCUCAAAACAAUUGGUGCAAAACUGCUGGAUACCUUGGAAAAACGCGAUUCUUAUGGCUUCUUCUUAAAACCCGUGGAUACUUCCAUCGUUACGGAUUAUUUGACUGUAAUCAAACACCCUAUGGAUUUCUCUACCAUGCGGAAAAAACUUAAAGCGGACGAAUAUUCAGACAUUGAAGAUUUCCGACAAGACUUUUUACUCAUUGUCACGAACGCUAAGACAUACAACGCACCUGAUACGAUCUAUUAUCGCAACGCAGACCGAUUGGAACAUAUGGGAUUGAAAGCUAUUGACCGUGCUGCUAAAUCAGUCGUCUAUGAUUCUUCACAGCCCACAGAGGAAAUGCGAGGUAUGACUCCUCACAGCGAUACUGAUCAACAUUCGAUGUUUGGCAGUGUUCGACAGUGGGGCAGCAUGGCCUCACGCAGAACAUCCAGUAUCUCAACCGCAGCUGGUGUGAAACGGGAAUCGAAUGUCAAAAUGGAGGAAGAGGUGGAUAUCCUCGGUCUCGAUAACGGAAGCUCUAUCUACCCAGGACGGAAACCCAGUCGGCAACAGAGUGUGGAUACUGCAAUGCGUGAUGAUGCUGGUAGCUCCAGGGCAGGCACACCGGUGCGGACAAUUGGUUUUGCUAGUGGUGGCGGUAGCACAAAGAAGAAAAAGAAGAAAGCGACAGAAGCAGGCAUCGCUUAUGCUUCAGAUGGAUCUUUGGCUGGCGUUGGUGGUGUAAAUGAUUUACAAAGUCUGAUCCCACCGGAAAAGAGAUUUUCUGAAGUACCCGGUAUUACGAUGGUCAACACACACGCGCUGCCCUCUGCGUUCUACACAUCACGUGCGUCCUAUGACGAAUGGGCAAGCAAUAGGCACCCUAUUCACCCUGCACACUUUGCAGACUAUGGUGCAUAUACGGCCCUGGGUAACGAACCACCCGGUGCGUUUUACACAGCACAGGAUGCAUGUUACAUUUACCCACUAUACGGUGACGACCGAGGAGAAGCAUACAUGCGGAGUUUGUGGGAAUUCGCGGGCGGCAUGGACGAUGAGGAAGAGGAUGACGACGACGAAUUGACAAAAAUGGUUUAUGAAAAGUCAAAAUACCUGACCCGUGGAGCGUGGGAUGUGCUGCAGGAAACUCUCAAAAAGGAUGUACAAGAUGUCAAGGAUGUCAAGGCCGAGUUUGGUACCCUUGAAGCAUCUGGUUUUAAAAAGGCGUAUGAGAAUGCAACAAUUUCUUUCUUAUAA
This is a messenger RNA of Zychaea mexicana, 2211 nucleotides long. RefSeq lists its product as uncharacterized. The coding region runs from base 1 to 2211 and encodes 736 amino acids. The record is from RefSeq and is a predicted model, not a curated record. NCBI's taxonomy places the organism in Eukaryota, Fungi, Mucoromycota, Mucoromycetes, Mucorales, Lichtheimiaceae. The transcript has 4 exons. Gene Ontology annotation, molecular function: protein binding.